Messenger RNA from Sesamum indicum (sesame), 1907 nucleotides. RefSeq names its product G-type lectin S-receptor-like serine/threonine-protein kinase CES101. Gene Ontology annotation, cellular component: plasma membrane. The record is from RefSeq and is a predicted model, not a curated record. Lineage: Eukaryota; Viridiplantae; Streptophyta; Magnoliopsida; Lamiales; Pedaliaceae. Gene Ontology annotation, biological process: protein phosphorylation. Gene Ontology annotation, molecular function: ATP binding; protein serine/threonine kinase activity.
UAAGGAGUUUGACAAUAUUCUUCCAAAGCCGGAUCCUGCAAACUUGAACUACAACUUCAGCGUUGUGACGAGCGAUGAUGAGGAAUUCUUCACGUAUUCACUCAUAAAGAUUCCGAUAUUGACGCCUGACAAUCGGAAGCUUUCAGCAAUAAGGCUGGAUUAUCAGGGAUAUAUAUAUGAUACGGACAGGCCUACUAUUGCAAAGGCUGGUUUUUGUUAUGGUUACGAUGAAACUCAUCAUGGGUCUGCUGCCAACCUCGGCUGUGAGCUAAGAAAGCAGCCCAAGUGCAGGAAUGAUGGUCAGACGUUUAAUCUUACGUAUGGGGACUUCAGGCAUUUGAAUGGAACACCAGCUCCGGCUGUUUAUGACAGUAACUCAAGCCUCAGUAUGAGUGACUGCCGAGAGAAGUGCUGGAAUGACUGCGAAUGCGUUGGCUAUACGAGUGGUAAUGUAAGUGGUUGUGCGUAUUGGAGAGGCAAAAAUUUGGAGUUUGUGCAGAGUGAUAUUCCCUAUGGUUUACUAGCUAAUACAUAUGUUCUUGAUAGUUCUGCACCUUCGAGACCAGCAAAGAAGAGACAUGUUGAGAUCAUCUCAGCUGCAGUGAGUGUAGCAGUGCUGUUUAUCUUGGGCAGUAUUGUUGCUUUGUUCGCUAUCAGAAAACUUAAAAAGGAUCAUCUUACAAGGAAAAGGAAGGAAGAUCAAUUAAGUGACCUGCUGACACUAGACGGAUAUACAGAAAUGUACGAGCUCGAAAGUGGAGGAGCGAACAAUCAUCAUGAUCUUAGAAUGUUCACCUUUGCAUCAAUCCAAUCUGCUACAAACAACUUUUCCCAAGACUACAAACUGGGACAGGGUGGUUUUGGCCCUGUUUAUAAGGGAAAAACAUCAGAAGGUCAAGAUAUAGCAGUAAAACUUCUUUCUCGACAGUCCGGACAAGGAUUGCUCGAGUUCAAGACCGAGCUUAUACUCAUUUCUAAACUGCAGCAUGUGAACCUUGUCAAGCUUCUUGGUUUCUGCAUUCAUGGGGACAACAAAAUGAUAAUCUACGACUACAUGCCAAACAAGAGUCUCGAUUUCUUUCUCUUCAAACCAUCUAACAGGGAGCGAUUGAGUUGGCAGCAACGAUUCAACAUCAUCGAGGGCAUUGCUCAAGGACUACUCUACCUUCAUAAGUACUCACGGUUGAGGAUAAUUCACCGAGACUUGAAACCAAGUAACAUAUUACUCGACAAAGAUAUGAACCCUAAGAUCUCUGAUUUUGGUCUUGCUAAAAUCUUUAAGCAGAACGUGAGUGAAGCUAACACAAUCAGGCGUGCUGGAACAUAUGGGUACAUGGCUCCUGAGUACGCGAUGCAGGGUAUAUUCUCCACAAAAUCAGAUGUAUACAGUUUUGGAGUUAUAGUACUUGAGAUUGUUAGUGGUAAGAAAAACAAUGGCUUCCACCAAACCGAAGGCCCUCUAGACCUAGUCGAACAUGCUUGGGAGCUCUGGAAUAAAGAUUGUGCACUAGAAAUAAUGGAUCCAACAUUGAGGGGUUCAUGCAUUGCAGAUCAAGUGCAACGAUGCAUCCAUGUUGGGCUCCUAUGUGUCGAAAAUCAUGCAGCCGAUCGACCCACGAUUGAAGAUGUUAUAUCGAUGUUAAAAAACGAAACGACAAGUGUAUCGAUGCCUAAGAAUCCAGCAUUUAUCACUAGAAAUAGUAUAUUUGAUGAAGCAGAAACAAGUAGAUCAGAGAAGCUGUUAUCACCAGCUUAUGAAUUCACAGUUACUGAAGUAGAAGGAAGAUAGCAUCGCAGUACUAUUAUACAAUCUUGUGUUAAUAAGGCUAUUUGUUGUAUGACAUUUAUGUGUAGCUUAUUUCUAUUCAUUUCUAUUUGGUGUUGUUAACUUAAUUUGUUUUGUUGAA